AUGACCACCAGCAGCGGCAGCAGCGGUGUCGGCAGCAGCAGUAGCGGCGGCGGCGGCGGCAGCAUCCGCGGGGCCAGUCCCUCGGAGCCCCGUGACCCCCGUGACCCCCAGGCGGAGGCCGGGACAGAUGCCAGAGGACCCUCCGGGGUGGCUCUGAAGAAACGGAUCGGCCUCCUCGGCGCCUGCGCCCUGAUAAUCGGUAACAUCAUUGGCUCAGGGAUCUUUGUGAGUCCCAAGGGGGUCCUGCAGAACGCUGGCUCGGUGGGUCUGGCCGUCAUUGUGUGGGUUUCUGCCGGAGUUGUCACAGCAAUCGGUGCGCUCUGCUAUGCGGAGUUGGGGGUGACCAUCCCCAAGUCGGGGGGAGACUACUCGUAUGUCAACGACAUCUUUGGAGGACUGGCUGGGUUUCUGCGUCUGUGGAUCGCGGUGCUGGUCGUCUCCCCCACUACGCAGGCCGUGAUUGCGCUCACCUUCUCGAACUACAUCCUGCAGCCCCUCUUCUCCUCCUGCCUCCCCCCAGAAAGCAGCACGCGCCUGCUGGCUGCGGCCUGCCUGCUGUUCUUGACGUGGGUGAACUGCUACAGCGUGCGCUGGGCCAUGUUUGUCCAGGAUAUCUUCACAGCCGGCAAGCUUUUGGCCUUGGGUCUCAUCAUAAUCCUGGGUGUCGUCCAAAUAUGCAAAGGUCACUAUUACUGGUUGUCGCCAGUUAAAGCUUUUGAGACCUUCCGAGACUACGACGUCGGUCAGUUGGCGCUGUCCUUCCUACAAGGCUCCUUUGCUUACGGAGGCUGGAACUUCCUCAACUACGUCACAGAGGAGCUGGUUGACCCGUGCAGGAAUCUGCCUUACGCCAUCUUCAUCUCCAUGCCUGUGGUCACCUUAGUUUACGUGUCCGCCAACCUGGCCUACAUCACAGCCAUGAGCCCCCAGGAGCUGCUGGCCUCCAAUGCUGUGGCAUUGACAUUUGGAGAGAAAAUGCUCGGACUAAUGUCAUGGAUCAUGCCCAUCUCUGUGGCGCUCUCCACCUUCGGGGGGGUCAAUGGCUCCCUCUUCACAUCGUCUCGGCUGUUUUUUGCCGGCGCGAGGGAAGGCCAUCUCCCACGUCUGCUGGCCAUGAUUCACAUCAAAAGCUGCACUCCCAUCCCAGCCUUAGUGUUCACUUUUAGCUCCACCCUGCUGAUGUUGUGCACCAGUGACAUGUACACCCUCAUAAACUACGUGGGUUUCAUCAACUACUUCUUCUAUGGCAUCACUAUCGCCGGGCAGGUUGUGCUGCGCAUCAGAGAGCCUGACCUGUAUCGGCCGUUUAAGGUGAGCCUGAUAUGGCCAAUGAUCUACCUGCUGUUCUGGGCCUUCCUGCUGGUCUUCUCCCUCUACUCUGAGCCUGUCGUCUGUGGUACUGGUCUGGCUAUCAUGAUGACCGGUGUCCCAGUAUAUUUCCUGGGAGUCUAUUGGGAAAACAAGCCGCAGUGUUUUGAUAUUGCUAUUGGUAAAAUUACUCAUCUGUGCCAAAAGCUCUGUGUGGUGGUUUAUCCAGUCAUGGAGGAGAGCAGCGGGCCUGAAGAUGAAGAUGAUGAUGAUGAUGACGACGACGACGACUGAACAUGUGCAUGAACGAAAGCUGGAAAUGUCUCAAACUUUUGGGUUAAAAAAAAAAAAAACUCUUGGUGAAGACCCUCAAAGUUAUCAUACAUAUUCACUUGUG
Messenger RNA from Cyclopterus lumpus (lumpfish), 1705 nucleotides. RefSeq names its product solute carrier family 7 member 8b (gene slc7a8b). Gene Ontology annotation, molecular function: neutral L-amino acid transmembrane transporter activity; L-amino acid transmembrane transporter activity. The record is from RefSeq and is a predicted model, not a curated record. Bases 1 to 1602 code for a protein of 533 amino acids. Gene Ontology annotation, biological process: amino acid transmembrane transport; neutral amino acid transport. Lineage: Eukaryota; Metazoa; Chordata; Actinopteri; Perciformes; Cyclopteridae. The transcript is spliced from 11 exons. Gene Ontology annotation, cellular component: membrane.